Bactrocera latifrons is the source of this 1481-nucleotide messenger RNA. RefSeq names its product neural cell adhesion molecule 1 (gene fipi). The record is from RefSeq and is a predicted model, not a curated record. The transcript has 7 exons. Gene Ontology annotation, molecular function: protein binding. The coding region runs from base 4 to 1452 and encodes 482 amino acids. Gene Ontology annotation, cellular component: neuron projection. Lineage: Eukaryota; Metazoa; Arthropoda; Insecta; Diptera; Tephritidae.
CCAAUGAAGCAUCUAAUUGGAUUAUUACUAAAUUUGGCUGCCAUAACAGCUACCGUGCUGGGCAGUCGUCAUGAUAUGCUUUCGCUUAGUCCCUCCGAUCACGAGCUGGUGCGCUACACGAACGAUUCACUGUUGGUGCAAUGCCGCAGCACGACAACGGAGUCGCAGCUGGUGUGGCGCUCGCCAAAAGGCGAAAUAAUUAAGGAACACAAAGGACGCAUACACAUCGAGCAGAGUGCGCCAGAUCAACUCACAAUUGUUUUCACACACAUUUCGCUGGGCGACAAGGGCAAGUGGCGCUGCGAAGAUGCCAACGGAGAUAGAGCGGAGAAAUCUUUCGAGCUCAUUGUCUAUCAAAAAAUCGCUUUCACCGAGAACUUCACCAUACUCACAGUGAAGGAGGGAAAGGAUGCGUUCAUACGUUGCGARGUGAAGGGCGAACCGCAACCAAAUGUCACUUGGUAUUACAACGGACAGCCAAUUAUUGUUGAAUCAUUUACGGGCAACACAACGAAAUUCCAAAUACUGGCUGACGGAUUACAGGUCCGUAAGGUAACGCAGAACGACACUGGCGAGUAUACGUGCCGCGCCUACCAAGUGAACACAAUCGCAUCGGACAUGCAGGAGCGCACCAUUUUGAUGAAAAUCGAACAUAAACCAAUCUGGCGAUACAGCCAACACAUACCGGUGCAGUAUGUCUACCCGAACGGAAGUGUGACCAUAGCGUGCGAGGCAAUCGCUGAGCCGCCAGCCAAUUUCACCUGGUACAAGAAUGGCAACAAGAAACGUUUACACAACGACAAACACCACGUCAUCGAGAAGGAUUACUAUGCAUCCACGUUGACGAUUCAUGCGCGCAACGAUGACGUAUUCGACACGUACCGCUGCCUGGCCGAAAAUCAGUUGGGCGCCAUUGAACGCAACACCGUACUAAAGCGUGGCGUAAAGCCACCACCACCCAGUGUACUACAAUUGCGUGGCUUCAAUUCGAACACAUUCGAUGUGGAUGUUGGUUCGGUGCGAGUCUCACCGGCACGCACCGCUCCGUCAACAACGGAACAAUUGAUGGAGGUGAAUGGUUUUCGUAUUGAAUAUAUGACGGAGUAUGAAUUCAAGUCGGAUGCCGGCAAAUGGACGAAUGCUAAGCGUCGAGACUUCCCGUUCGAAGAUGGCGCAACCUUUCUCAUCAACAAUCUGGAAGCCAAUACCACCUAUUUGAUGCGUGCCGCCACCAAAAACUUAGCCGGACUCAGCGAUUAUACGAAAGUUGAGAAAUUCCACACACUCUCCAAUGAGCCGAAAUCCGCGUCAGCRCGUCUCGAGCACUUGACUGCCACACAGUUGUUGUGUAUAUCACUGGUGGCGUUGUUGUUGUGCAAGGAAUUAUCUUUCGGCUUUCAACCUGUGAGCAGUAUAACGAAGUUGCGCCGCGCUGCCGGUGUGCGUUGGUGAAGCAAAUGUGACGCCAUAAAUUAAAGAUC